AUGCAUCGCCUAGAAUCGUCUCUAGUCGCUCUUCUAUCAAUCUCAGGCCUCGCUGUUCCAGCUUUGACACAGUCGGGAGCGUAUGGUCAAUGCGGCGGAAUAGGAUGGUCCGGCGCGACAACAUGUGUCUCAGGCAACGAUUACUACUCUCAGUGUCUCCAGUCGACAACUUCGGGGACCACGGUGGCAGCAUCUAGCACAACCGUCGUAGGAAGCCUGACCACGCCUCCAGCCACGGGCUCGGCAUCGAGCACUACCUCAUCUUCGACUGCUAGUCUCACGGGCAUAGCCGCUACCGCGCCAACAGUCGGUCCCUCGAAAGAUGUCGGGAAACUCCCUGCACUAGGCUGGAAUGGAUGGAAUGCUUACGGCUGUGAGAUCUCUGCGGAUAAAGUCAUCGCGGCUGCCAACAGUUUCGUCAGCCUCGGCCUCAAAGCUGCAGGCUACGAAUACGUGAACAUCGAUGAUUGCUGGGCAGAGACAUCGCGCGACUCUAACAACAAACUAGUUCCCGACCCGACGAAAUUCCCGAAUGGAUUAAAGGAUGUCGCCGAUCAGGUCCAUGCCCUCGGCCUUAAGAUUGGUAUCUAUAGCGAUGCGGGGACGAACACGUGCGCAGGUUUCCCUGGCUCUCUGGGCCAUGAGAGCACCGACGCUGCUACAUGGGCCUCUUGGGGUAUUGAUUAUCUAAAGUAUGACAACUGCAAUGUGCCGGGAAACUGGAGUGAUAGCAGUACUCCUCCAGGCAAUGACUGGUACAACUCGAACUCAGCGAUCAGAUACCGUCAGAUGACCGCUGCUCUUGUUGCAGAGAAUACGAACCCUGUUCAAUUUGACCUGUGUAUCUGGGGUACCGCUAACGUGUGGGAGUGGGGUGCACGCGUCGGACACUCAUGGCGCAUGUCUGGAGACUCAAGUGCAACCUGGUCAUAUAUCACCUCCAUCAUGACCACCAACGUCCAAUACCUCUCGUCAAUCGACUUCUAUGCGCAUAACGAUAUGGAUAUGAUGGAGAUCGGUAAUGGAGACCUUACCAUGGAAGAACAGCGUUCUCAUUUCGCUGUUUGGGCGUUCAUGAAGAGCCCUAUCCUCCUUGGAACGAAUCUCUCUGCACUAUCCGUGGAUCAAAUAUCCAUUAUAACAAACUCGGAGUUACUCGCCUUUCAUCAAGAUGCGACCGUCGGCACGCCUGCCUCACCAUUCACUUCGUCCACGUCCGCGACCACAAGUCCUCCACAGUUCUACUCCGGUACAUCAUCGAAGGGCACACAUGUAUUCAUCGUGAAUACAGGAGCCAGCCUCACAACAUUCACGGUGAAUUUUGCAGACGUCCCAGGGCUCGGCUCUGGAAGCUACCGAGUGCAUGACAUGUGGGCGAGUAAGGAUCUAGGAACUUUCUCUGGCAGUUGGAACGUGUCCAUCGCAUCGCAUGAUACGGCAGCAGUCUUGAUUUCGUCAAAUUGA
Heterobasidion irregulare TC 32-1 is the source of this 1464-nucleotide messenger RNA. Its product is annotated as glycoside hydrolase family 27 protein. Gene Ontology annotation, molecular function: hydrolase activity, hydrolyzing O-glycosyl compounds; cellulose binding. NCBI's taxonomy places the organism in Eukaryota, Fungi, Basidiomycota, Agaricomycetes, Russulales, Bondarzewiaceae. Bases 1 to 1464 code for a protein of 487 amino acids. The transcript has 14 exons. Gene Ontology annotation, biological process: carbohydrate metabolic process. The record is from RefSeq and is a predicted model, not a curated record. Gene Ontology annotation, cellular component: extracellular region.